UGCUGGAAACGUGUCACUUCUGGGCGGGAAACAAAUUUCUCUGCUAAAUCACACAGCAAAAAAUAUAUAUAUAUACAGUGCCAGAUGUUCCCUCUAUUGUUUUUGGCCUACGUUGUAGCCGUUAAGGUAUUCAAGAAGACCACCCCAAAUGGCAAAGUUACGGUAUAUCUGGGCAAGAGAGACUACAUCGACCACUUAGAUCACACUGAUCCCAUCGACGGCGUUGUCGUCGUAGAAAAUGACUACCUUCAAGGUCGCAAGGUCUUUGGUCAGGUCACGACAACCUACCGCUAUGGUCGCGAGGAGGACGAAGUUAUGGGAGUCAAGUUCAGCAAAGAGCUGGUAUUAUGUCGUGAUCAGUUAAUACCAGUGAAAAAGGAGAAGCAGGAGACCACGUCGAUUCAGGAGCGCUUGCUGAGGCGCCUGGGUGCGAAUGCGUAUCCGUUCACCUUCCACUUUCCGCAGACAGCUCCGUGCUCCGUCACUCUCCAGCCUGGCGAUGACGAUCAGGGAAAACCACUGGGAGUCGAUUACACCGUGAAGAUAUUCGUUGGGGACAAUGAAGAGGACAAGGGACACAAAAGGUCCUCUGUAGCACUGGCCAUCAAGAAACUGCAAUAUGCUCCGCCGACGCGAGGUCGCCGACUUCCCAGCUCUUUGAUUUCCAAGGGAUUCACCUUCUCCCAAGGCAAAUUGAGCCUGGAAGUUACAUUGGAUAAGGAGAUCUACUAUCACGGCGAGAAGGUCACAGCAAAUCUUACAAUUACGAACAAUUCGCGAAAGGCAGUGAAAAACAUUAAGUUGUUUGUAGUCCAGCACUGCGAGGUGACUAUGGUGAACGCGCAAUUUUCGCGACACGUGGCUAGCUUGGAGACUCGCGAGGGUUGCCCGAUCACACCGGGAGCGUCCUUUACGAAACAAUUUUAUCUUGUGCCUUUGGCCAGCAGCAAUAAAGAUCGUCGUGGCAUCGCUCUCGAUGGACAUCUCAAAGAUGAUGAUGUAAAUCUGGCAUCUUCAACUUUAGUCGCCGAGGGCAAGUGCCCAGCUGAAGCUUUGGGUAUCGUGAUCUCUUACUCUGUUCGAGCCAAGUUGAACUGCGGUACCCUGGGUGGCGAGCUGGUCACCGAUGUUCCAUUCAAACUGAUGCAUCCUACCCCUGGCGCUAUUGAGAAAGAAAAGGCUAUACUUAAGAAGAGCAAGAGCACUGACAGGGCACGAUACGAGAACUCUUGCUACGCCAACGACGAUGAUGAUAACAUCGUAUUCGAAGAUUUCGCUCGUUUGCGCUUGAAUGAAACGGAGUAAACCGAAGGUCGCUUCUAACUAGCGACCGAUUAUUUCAAAAGAAUCCUGAGCUUUCUGCUCGUAGUGGAUUAUUUCUCACGUUCGCAAUUGAAUUUUUAAGUGUUAAAAUUAAACAAUAAAUUAUUACAAGUUGUAUAAAUAUAUAAAAACUUAAAAUUAAAUUAUUUUACAUAAUUUAUUUAAAAAUGUUUUAGUGGAUUCUUUUGAUGUGGUUUUUAGCGAACGAGUUGUAUUAAGAAAGCGUAGGUAAAAAACAUUUUUAAGAUUAACAAUAUAUUACGAAACUGCUACCGAGAAAAAAAAAUAACGAAAAACUACAAAAAAAACGAAAAGAUAAUAACUAAAUAAUAAAAUGCGUCUCGAAAUUUCUGUACGAUGGUGGUGAUCGAACAGAAAUUUACAGCGAGACGAAUAAAAAAAGAAAGAUAUCAAGUAAGCUUAAUAAAUAAUUGAUGUUUCGUUAAGUUUGAAAAUCCCGUCUUACCAGAAGUGACAUGGUAUAUUAUUUGUCCUAAUUAAUUUCCUAUGUUUUACCGUAUUUCACAUUCAACUGUUUAUUUAUUAUUCAAGAAUUGAUUAACGGUACUGUUCAGUUGCAGUUACAUUAGAAAAUACAUAUAAAACUGUAAAAAUGCA
This is a messenger RNA of Linepithema humile (Argentine ant), 1941 nucleotides long. RefSeq names its product arrestin 2 (gene Arr2). NCBI's taxonomy places the organism in Eukaryota, Metazoa, Arthropoda, Insecta, Hymenoptera, Formicidae. Gene Ontology annotation, cellular component: cytoplasm. Gene Ontology annotation, biological process: signal transduction; G protein-coupled receptor internalization. Gene Ontology annotation, molecular function: G protein-coupled receptor binding. The record is from RefSeq and is a predicted model, not a curated record.